UUCAAUGGGGUGACGUCAGAGUUCAGAGUUGGGACGUCCCAGGGAUCCCGUUUAGACUUAUCAGUCUCUUCAGUAUCUCCCUUUGCGUUUACGAGAUCUCUCCCCGAAACCUGAGCGAGGCAGUCACUGAAACGAGAGGCGAUACCCUCCUGCACAACAUGGCUACAAUUGUAACCUCGACCAGAUUUACAGACGAAUAUCAGCUGUACGAAGAGCUCGGAAAGGGCGCCUUCUCCGUUGUCCGACGAUGCGUUAAAAAGUCCAAUGGCCAGGAAUUUGCUGCUAAAAUUAUCAACACUAAAAAACUCUCAGCAAGAGAUCAUCAAAAACUGGAGCGAGAGGCCCGCAUCUGUCGCCUGCUCAAACAUCCCAACAUAGUACGACUACACGAAAGUAUCUCAGAGGAAGGCUUCCAUUACCUCGUCUUUGACCUUGUCACCGGUGGAGAGCUGUUUGAAGACAUUGUUGCCAGAGAGUAUUACAGUGAGGCUGAUGCCAGCCAGUGCAUCAAUCAGAUCCUGGAGAGUGUCCACCACAUGCACCAGCAUGACAUUGUGCACAGGGACCUCAAGCCAGAGAACCUGCUCCUGGCCAGUAAGCUGAAGGGAGCUGCAGUGAAGUUGGCUGACUUUGGGCUGGCCAUCGAUGUCCAGGGAGACGAGCAAGCAUGGUUCGGUUUUGCAGGCACUCCAGGCUACCUCUCUCCAGAGGUCUUGAGGAAGGACCCCUACGGCAAGCCGGUGGAUAUCUGGGCCUGUGGUGUGGUCCUGUACAUUCUCCUGGUGGGCUACCCUCCCUUCUGGGAUGAAGACCAGCACAAGCUCUAUCAGCAGAUCAAGGCUGGGGCCUACGAUUUCCCCUCCCCAGAGUGGGACACAGUGACCCCCGAAGCCAAGAACCUGAUCAACCAGAUGUUGACCAUCAACCCUGCCAAGAGGAUCACUGCUGACCAGGCCCUCAAGCACCCAUGGAUCUGCCAACGUUCCACUGUGGCUUCCAUGAUGCAUCGCCAAGAGACUGUGGAGUGCCUGCGCAAGUUCAAUGCCAGGAGAAAACUCAAGGGAGCCAUCCUUACCACCAUGCUGGUGACCAGAAACUUCUCAGUUGGCCGACAGCACACCAGCCCUGCGGCCACCACCAGCACAGCUGCUCUUGCUUCAGAAGCAUGCAAAAGUUUACUAAACAAAAAGUCGGAUGGUGGAGUGAAGAAAAGGAAGUCCAGCUCCAGUGUUUGUUUAAUGCCGCAGACAAACAACAGUAAAAACAGUGUAGUGAGCAGUACCAGCAGCACCAAAGACAGCAGCAUAUCAUCUUCAGCACCGAUGGAACCACAGACCACUGUCGUGCACAACCCAGCUGACGGCACCAAGGGCUCCACAGAGAGCUGUAACACCACAGAAGAGGAGGAUGUGAAAGGUAGGAAAGUUUCUGCGUGCGGGUCUAGCGCGGACAGCGCAAUGGUCAGCCAGUGCAGUGCCAGUGAGGAACAGACCCAGGCCCAGCCCCCUCACUGUCCUCCCUCCUCUCGCAAACAGGAGAUCAUCAAGAUUACUGAGCAGCUGAUUGAGGCCAUCAACAAUGGAGACUUUGAGGCUUACACGAGAAUCUGUGACCCCGGACUAACCUCAUUUGAACCUGAGGCUUUGGGAAACCUGGUGGAGGGCAUGGACUUCCACAAGUUCUACUUUGAGAACUUGUUGAGUAAGAACAGUAAGCCGGUCCACACCACCAUCCUGAACCCCCAUGUGCACCUGAUCGGGGAGGAUGCGGCCUGCAUCGCCUACAUCCGCCUGACGCAGUACAUCGACAGCCAGGGACGCCCGCGCUCCUGCCAGUCAGAGGAGACCCGUGUGUGGCACCGCCGCGAUGCCAAGUGGCUCAACGUGCAUUUCCACUGUUCAGGAGCGCCUGCCGCACCUCUCCAGUGAACCUUUAUCAGACACAGCUUUGCCUGAAUUCUGAAGCCGACUGGAGCAUUUUCUCAGUGGUCGGAUUGGCGCCAAGAGCCCUGUCGGAAGAGACCGCUUGAAGUUUAAAAUCCAAAGGGAAAAUAUAACAAAAUAAAAUAUUUUAAAGCCGACCGACUGACAACACCACCACCACCAAUCCAGUCCAACCCUAGCUAUAUGUUGGGGGCCGGCUGUGGCCGAAGCCCUGCCCUCCAGACGGUGCAUGCUUCUGACGCCCACAGGGGGGCGAUGUCUUGUCCUUUUUCCAUGGAUCCAUAUUUUUUGCAGUUUUGAAAGGUGUUUAAAGUAUUAACGUAUGUAAAAGAAAUUAUCAAAAAACCUUCACAUUUAAUCAACAGGUAUGGGAGUAAUGAUUAAAGAAAAUAAAUGUGAAUUUUCUAUUAAAAAAAGAGAAAAAAGGAACACCCUAAUUUUUGUGGUGGUUGGUUUUUUGUUUUGUUUUGUUUAAUAAUUAACAUAUCUAAUUAUUUAUUUUGUUGGAUGACAAAACAAAUGCUAGAAGGGAACAUUUCAGAAAAACUAAAAGCUUCGAUUCAAUCUGUAUUGCGGACGUUCAACGCUAUGGCGGGAUUGAAAUUUAAAGGUAAUUUUUCAGAUUGAGCUGACCGAUGCAGCGUUUACCGUGAAUGCAGUCUCCACGAAUAUGGGCACAUUGCCUUUAAAUUUCAAAAGCGCUAUAGUGCUGAACUUCCGCGAUAUGAAUUGAAUCAAGCCCUAAAUUGUUAGUUAAUAUCAAAAUUAAAGACUUUAGGCAUUUGAAGAUAUUGUUUUAAUGUAGAUGUUAUCUUUUAAGGGGUCGGGUGGGUUGCAGAAGGGACUAUUUUUUAGUAUUCUUAUGUGUUAUUGUGGACCUAUUCAUUUUUAUCCCCUGAAUGAUGGUGUAUUUGAAAGUAUUUUGUGUUUGAAGAAAAUAUUUAAUAUAGUAAUGUAUACAUAGAUAUUUAUAAGGAGAACGACUUUACUUUCAGGGUUUGGAUGUGUGUGUGAGAGUGAAGGUGUGUUCUCAUGUCCCUAUAGCUCCCUUUCAGGCUAUUUUGUGCUUUGAGAUCCCCGGUGUAUAUGCACACACAUACACACUCACACAAGGCCCAAACUCCAGGUCCCUGUCCUGUGCCCUUUGGGUCUGUAGAUCAGCCUGCUCCUCCAGCUACAGGCCACAAUAUCCUGACCAGCACAACCUGAAGUUGCAGAACACUACCAUUGGUUCAGUGUGCCGAGUCUACCAUCUUCCUUUUGGCCAUUAGAGGGCACACGACACAAUCAAGCCUACUGCUACUAUUCUGACGGAGGCCCCAAACCGCAAACUCUGAAAGCUCGUACACCUUUCCUUCCUAUUGUUUUCUACUCUAAUUUUAGCAUGUUUGAUUUAAAAAAAUUGGGGGAAAUAUGGAAAAAUCUAAUAAAAUCUAAAAUGGCCUGUACUGUUUUGCACAAACUUGAGACUCAAUGCUGUUUUGUUCACUCCCCGGAUGAACGUUUCUGCAACUUCAGGUUAAGCUCACUUACUCCUGGGGUCUCUACCUGUGUUUCUAUAGUGAGCGACCCUACUAAUCAGCUGUCUAUUAGUGCCACUCAGUGUGAUAUCACCCUUUGCCUGUCUCUUGUUCUGGUCCCCAUCCUGUUCCCUAACAUUGUAUAUUGUCUGUCUUCGCUUGCCAUACCUCUCUGUAAAGUCAUUGGCACUAAAAGCAUGUGAAAAUGAAAAUGCUGUAAAGUGGGGUGCUGAGUUGUCCGUUGGCAUGUCAAACCGCUGGCUGGGGAUGGGACGGGAGGUGGAUCUGGGGGCCACACUAAAGGCAAUCAAUGGAUUGGUCCCUUUAUCCCGGUUUCAGUUGUAACUGUUCUAGAUGUUAAGUGUUUGUACUGUUGGUAUUAUUAUGAAUAAUCAGUUUCUUUUUGAGAUUGGAGCUGUAAAUAUGGGGAGGCAGUUGAGUGGGGGUUGGGGCUCAGGCCAAUCACACCCAAGCCUCCCCUGUCCAACCCGAUUCCCACAAUACACAUAUGUGGAAUCAACACACACACAGUGCACUCCCAAUGCAAAUUGUAUUUGAAUAUAUAUACACUGAACAAAAAUAUAAACGCAACAUGUAAAGUGCUGGUCCCAUGUUUCAUGAGCUGAAAUAAA
Molecule: messenger RNA, 4095 nt
Organism: Coregonus clupeaformis (lake whitefish)
Lineage: Eukaryota; Metazoa; Chordata; Actinopteri; Salmoniformes; Salmonidae
Product: calcium/calmodulin-dependent protein kinase type II subunit gamma
Exons: 23
Coding region: 159-1928 (589 amino acids)
Biological process (GO): protein phosphorylation
Cellular component (GO): neuron projection; cytoplasm
Molecular function (GO): ATP binding; calmodulin binding; calcium/calmodulin-dependent protein kinase activity
Source: RefSeq, a predicted model, not a curated record